This is a messenger RNA of Diutina rugosa, 1350 nucleotides long. RefSeq lists its product as uncharacterized. NCBI's taxonomy places the organism in Eukaryota, Fungi, Ascomycota, Pichiomycetes, Serinales, Debaryomycetaceae. The transcript has a single exon. The record is from RefSeq and is a predicted model, not a curated record. Gene Ontology annotation, cellular component: Golgi apparatus; membrane. Gene Ontology annotation, molecular function: alpha-1,2-mannosyltransferase activity. Gene Ontology annotation, biological process: cell wall mannoprotein biosynthetic process; protein N-linked glycosylation; protein O-linked glycosylation. The coding region runs from base 1 to 1350 and encodes 449 amino acids.
AUGGCUAGGAGGUUAAAACGAAUGCUCGUGCUAGGGGUACUGGGGGUGCUAAUAAUACUUGUGGUAUUUGUUCUGAUAACACUGCCGCAACUGAUGAGCCAGCAGCUCGAGGCUUUGAAGGCAUUUCCAUUUACAAACUACACAUCAACACUUCCAGAUUUGAAUUUACCCGCUAAUGGUGCAAUCAUUGAAAAGGGCAACGUUAAGUUUACCUAUAUGAAUCCAUUAGGAAAACGCGGAAGCCCCGACCAUAUUGCUGCUCUCAAUACGAAGACUUAUCGUCAACUCAUGAACAAGCAGAUAAAUGAACCAAAGGAUUAUGAUAUGGACACAAUUCGACCACCACCAUCACCUGAAGACUAUCCAGACAGAGCCAAUGCCACUAUAUUGAUUUUGGUUCGCAAUCUGGAGAAAAUCGGUAUCACACGUACAAUACGACGCUUUGAGGAUAGAUUCAAUCGAAAGUUUGGCUACCCAUACACUUUUGUUAAUGAUAAGCCUUUCACUGAUGAUUUUAAAGAUCGCAUGCAUCAAUUAACCAAUGCGCCUUGUGAGUUUGCUACAAUCCCGCCAGAACUUUGGGAUAAACCGUCUAACAUUAACAUCGAAGCCGAAACCAAUGCCAUGAGGAAAUUACAUCUGCAAAAUGUGGUAUAUGCGCUAAAACAAUCAUAUCACAAUAUGUGUCGUUUUUACCUGGGAAAUUUCUACCGUGUCCCCGAGUUGCAGAAGUAUAAAUGGUACUGGCGCAUUGAGCCAAAAGUUGAGUUUUACACUGACGUGAAUUACGAUGUCUUCAAAUAUUUGGAGGCAACGAACCGAAUUUAUGGUUUCACCAUCAACUUGUAUGACAUUGAACAGACCAUUGAGCUGCUCUGGCCUGACACCAUAAACUGGUUAAAUACGGAAGACAACUACCGGUUUGUAAACCCCAAUGGUGCAUUCCAAUGGCUCACAGAAAAUCAACAGAAUCCGCAAAAAAAUGAGGUGGCAGGUUAUUCGACGUGCCACUUUUGGUCAAAUUUCGAAAUUGCUGACAUGGAUUUCUUCCGCGGCGAGGCUUACGAGAAGUGGUUCCAAUUUUUGGAUUCCACAGGCAACUUUUACUAUGAACGGUGGGGUGACGCUCCAGUUCGCUCUUUGGGGUUGGGUUUAUUUGCCAAUAAAACUCAACUUCAUUGGUUUCGAGACAUUGGUUACUUCCACGAUCCCUAUCAAAAUUGUCCAAACCAUGAGAAUGAAAAAAUGAAGUGUAAAAUUGCAGAACCAGCAAUUUGGGAUCACUUGGCGAAAGAGAGUUGUAUGGGACUGUGGAUAGAUUAUGGGAUGGAAUUUGACCCCUAUUCAUGA